Messenger RNA from Caenorhabditis remanei, 1977 nucleotides. RefSeq lists its product as uncharacterized. Gene Ontology annotation, biological process: positive regulation of proteasomal ubiquitin-dependent protein catabolic process; protein phosphorylation; regulation of MAP kinase activity. Gene Ontology annotation, cellular component: nucleus. Bases 1 to 1977 code for a protein of 658 amino acids. The transcript has 5 exons. NCBI's taxonomy places the organism in Eukaryota, Metazoa, Nematoda, Chromadorea, Rhabditida, Rhabditidae. The record is from RefSeq and is a predicted model, not a curated record. Gene Ontology annotation, molecular function: protein kinase activity; mitogen-activated protein kinase kinase binding; ATP binding.
AUGGUUAGAACCAAAGGCAGAACUACAACCAAAACCAAACCCGCGCCGUCAGAUGCAUCUGUAUCUGCAGCGUCGUCACAAACUGGAGUGAAAAUCGGGAGAACGUUCAUCCCAAGGAUUUCCGACCAAUCUUCCACCCCAAUCCGCCAUAAAUCUCACCAUGAGUUGAUCCGUCAGGAGUCUGAAAGCUUCCGAAUCGUCAAAGCUGAAUACUAUCAACGUGUUCGCAAUGCCAGAAAAGUCGAUCCGAGGCAUCCAGGAGCGUUCUUCCCAAUCUGCUACUCCGCGAUUGGACCUGCUUGCUCUCUGGAAACUCGUCCACUCUCCCGUCUUCCACAUCACAUAAUUUCCAUUCUCAAUGACCACUACGUCCAAUUAACUCAUGGAUUGAUGGUACCAGAAGGUGAUCUGUAUAACAAUGGAGAGCAACAAGUUGAGAAACCAAUGAAGACUAUUCUGAAUGAAGCUGAAUACAAUCAAUUCAUUCAAGAACUUGAGGAAGAGGAGAAGAAGAAACGAUUGUUGGCUUUGUGCUCAACAUCGAAUGCUGUUCCACAAUUGAAUCCUUACAAUGGACAAUACUUGGUUAACGGCGAGAUGAUCGGUUGCUUUGUCAUUUACGGAUCGGGCUCCAUCACUCGUGCGGUUUGCUCCAAAACUCGCGAGGUGUUCACCGCACACGUUCUCCCGGCAUGGAAGGUGACGAAAGUCAUUGACGUCAUUCAACGACUUCAAGUCCCGGCAGACAGGGCAUCGUUUAGUCCUGAUGAAAUCCGUAUGAGUGAGAUCUGUGUCUCAAGACGUCUAGAAAUUGUCAAGAGCAACAAUAGAUGGGUCAUCUUCAACCCAUUCAUGGCCUCCACUAUCCACUCGUAUGCCUCCGAACAGUUGGAUGAGAUGACUGAGCAGGAUGUCAUGAGCAUCUUUGCUAAAUUGGUCCAAAUUGUUCGCUAUUGUCACUCCAGAAAAGUGUUAAUUCGUAACUUCCGUCCAAAGAACUUCUACUUGAAGAAAGAAGCGGAUGGAAGUUGGACUGUCCGUCCUUGCAACGUUCAGGACAUGGGGUGCGAAGAUGAGGUGCCGGAUCCAUUGCAUCCUCGUCGCACCGUUUUUGCCGCUUUCAUGGCACCAGAGAUGCUGAAAGCCGACUGCAAAACUCUCCACACCCGUGGUACCGAGAUUUGGGGACUCGGUAUCUUAUUGUACAUAUUGUUAAUCGGAAAGUAUCCGUUCCAUGAGAAGGAUAUGACUCACUUGUUUAGAACUAUCAAGUUCAAGACACACAAAUGGCCAUUCAACUUCAUUUCAACAAGAAGCAGAGCGAUCGUUAACAACUUACUCCGCAAAGUACCAGCCAACAGAAUGAGCCUUUCAACUCUUUCGGAGAAACUCAACUAUCCAUAUCCAAAUGUCAGAUGCCGCUCGAAUUUGAUUCUGAAACAGCAGGACCUCAUUGUCAAAAUGGAUCUUUUUGAUAUGUACUACAACAACUACAAGAAUAGGCUCCUCCCACAAAAUGUGAACCCAAUUAAUGAGGAAUACCUACAGUGUGAAAAGGAUUUGCCGAUUUCUGCAGAGUUGGCAAGAAGAGAUUUGCAUCUGAUCGAAGAGUCGAUCAAGACUCGAAUUGAAGAUUUCACAACUGGCUAUGAGCAAACAGUGAUGGACGCUCGUGUGGAGCAGAUCAACAGAAUCCUCUUCAGAAAAGAAAUCAUGGAAGCACGGAUUCAAAAGCGUGUUCCAAAUCCAGUCACUAUCUCAGCUGACGAAAUCUCAAAGGAGCUACUUCUCCCGACAUGUAUCUACCCAGUCAGCCAGCACUAUCAUCCAUCCCACAGCCAAGUUGAUUGGUUUGUGUUCACUGCUCUCCGUGACGCCAACGCUUUGGAGUUUCCAAAAAUCAAGAAACGAAGUGUAGUUAAAUCAUAUCCAGCUCCAGUGUUUCGUGGUGUCGACAUAUCCCAGCCAUCUUCAUAG